This is a messenger RNA of Drosophila gunungcola (fruit fly), 1479 nucleotides long. RefSeq names its product GATOR complex protein NPRL2 (gene Nprl2). Lineage: Eukaryota; Metazoa; Arthropoda; Insecta; Diptera; Drosophilidae. Bases 123 to 1370 code for a protein of 415 amino acids. Gene Ontology annotation, biological process: positive regulation of autophagy; cellular response to amino acid starvation; negative regulation of TORC1 signaling. The transcript has 3 exons. The record is from RefSeq and is a predicted model, not a curated record. Gene Ontology annotation, molecular function: GTPase activator activity. Gene Ontology annotation, cellular component: vacuolar membrane; GATOR1 complex.
CUAAUCCAAGUUCACAACCAGUCGCAUCGACGUUUCCCCAUCUUUAGCGGUGCCUUUGGACUUGGACGCGGAUGCCGGAGCUGCGGAUGCGGAUGCGGUGAUACUGGGACCGAGCGGACAGCAUGCAUUCCCACACAAACGAGGCGCCGACGGCGGCGGCAACGGCGGGCGUGGCUACCAAUGGAGCAGGAGCAGGAGUAGGAGCAGGUGGCUCGGGAGGAGGAGCUCAUGGCAGCACGGAGGGCAAGAUCCGGUGCAUCUUCCUCAGCGAAUUCCAUGCGACGGCGGGCUGCAAGAUAAGCUGCCAGGUUCCCGAUAACUACAUAUCCAAGGACGUGUUCGACGCCAUCAACGUGUACAUCAUACCCAAGCAGCACCUGCAGCGCUGCAUUCUCACCGUCAACGCGAUGGACGUGAAGAUCGUCGGCUAUCCGGUGGGCAUCCAGGAUCAGCAGAAGUACGCCCGCAACGCCUUCCUUUUCAACCUGUGCUUCGUCUGCGAUUCGCGGGCGCGGAGUGUCCAGUACGAGCCGGUGGUCAAGAAGCUGUCCGAGUACCUCAUCAUGAUGGAGGAGGAGUCCUGCUUCCUCUCCCGCGAGGACGACAAGCGCCGGCUGCAGAACAUCUUCGAGACGGUGCUGCGCGACCUCAACGAGCGCAAGGUGGCCACCAUUGUGGAGGGCGACAACACCAUCUACCUGAAGAUCGUCAUGCACAAGCCGGAUCCGCCGCCGGUCAAGGAUCACAUGGUGCCGCUGCUGCUGGCCAACCUGCGAGAUGCCCCACUGGACAACUGGGACCUGACCACGCAACAGAUUCUGCCCUACAUUAACGGAAUCAAUCAUGUUGCCCGUAUAGCAGCCGAGGCGGAUGUGGAAACAGAUCUGGUGAAGUCAUGCAUCCAGAACCUGGUCUACUACGGCGUCGUCCAGCUGCUGCCCAUCCUCAAGUACAGCAAUGUGUACAUGACCCAGAACCUGAAGCAUCUCAUCCAGAGUGCGGCGCUAAGCGGAGCCUGCCGCAAGUACGUGGCCCUGCGCCCGGACAAAACGCUGCCCAGUGUGCAGCGAAUCUUCCAGUUCUACGCCUCGAUGACGCACGGCGUCACCCUGCGGGCCAUCUGCCAGCGAUUGUGCCCACAGCACCACAACAUCGAUGAGCGGCGCAUGGUGAUCUUUGGCCUGCAGCACCGCUUCAUUCGCUGCAUCCACAAGUAUCCGGUGUUCACGGGCUCAGUGCCUUCCGGGCGGCAGAAGAUGUACACCGGACUGAUCAGCUUCGACGAGAUAUGCUGCAAAACGGGCCUCUCGCCCUGCACCAUCGAGCGGGACAUCGAGAAGGACACGAAUGUGACUGUGAUCUGGAAGUGACGACGACGUCGCCGACUUUCCGGGUUUGUUGUAGUUUGUAGGCGAACCGAUUGUUAUGUUUCCAAUUGCUUUUUUAUAUACACAAUAUAUACACAUGAAAGGUUUAAAA